AUGGAGCAGCCGCCGCCUGCCCGCCCACCAAUGAGCACGCCAUUGCCCGGCAGCCCUCAGCCCGGCGCCCCCUCCGCGGCCGGCGUGCCUGGCGGGACUUCUUCGGCAGCCGCGGCCGUGCGCUCCUUCAGCACCCUAGUCACGGCGGCGGCCGCGGCGCUGGGGAACCGGAGCGACGGGAACGGGGGCGGCAACGCUGCCGCCCCGGCUGGCGGCGGCCUCGGCUGGCUCGGGGGGGCGGCGGGGAGGCCGCCUCUGGGCCCGGAGGCGGCGCAGCUACUGUCGCACGGGGCUGUGGUGGCGGCCCAGGCGCUCGUCCUCCUGCUCAUCUUUCUGCUGUCUAGUCUGGGCAACUGCGCGGUGAUGGGGGUGAUCGUGAAGCACCGGCAGCUCCGCACCGUCACCAAUGCCUUCAUCCUGUCCUUGUCCCUGUCGGACCUGCUCACCGCGCUGCUGUGCCUGCCCGCCGCCUUCCUGGACCUUUUCACUCCGCCCGGGGGCUCGGCGCCCACCGCUGCCGCCGCCGCCUCCACAGGGCCCUGGCGCGGCUUCUGCGCCGCCAGCCGCUUCUUCAGCUCUUGCUUUGGUAUCGUGUCCACGUUCAGCGUGGCCCUCAUCUCGCUGGACCGGUACUGCGCCAUCGUGCGUCCGCCCCGGGAGAAGAUCGGCCGCCGCCGCGCGCUGCAGCUGCUGGCGGGGGCCUGGCUGGCGGCCCUUGGCUUCUCCUUGCCCUGGGAACUGCUGAGGGCACCUCUGGAGCCCCCGGCGGUGCAGAGCUUCCACGGUUGUCUGUACCAGACUUCCCCGGACCCCGCGCAGCUGGGCGCGGCCUUCAGCGUUGGGCUAGUGGUGGCCUGCUACCUGCUGCCCUUUCUGCUCAUGUGCUUCUGCCACUACCACAUCUGCAAGACCGUGCGCCUGUCGGACCUGCGCGUGCGGCCGGUUACCACCUACGCGCGAGUGGUGCGCUUCUUCAGUGAGGUCCGCACCGCCACCACCGUGCUCCUCAUGAUCGUCUUCGUCAUGGGCUGCUGGGGGCCCUACUGCUUCCUGGUGCUGCUGGCUGCGGCUGGGCAGGGCCAGGCUGCGCAGGCCCCCUCGCUCCUCAAUGUGGUGGCUGUCUGGCUGACCUGGGCCAAUGGGGCCAUCAACCCUGUCAUCUAUGCCAUCCGCAACCCCAACAUUUCAAUGCUUCUGGGACGCAACCGGGAAGAAGGCUACAGGACUAGGAAUGUGGACCUUUUCCUGGCCCACCAGCGCACAGGUUUGCGGGCACAAAGCCGCAAUCGCCUUCGAAACCGCUAUGCCAACCGGCUGGGGCCCUGCAGCAGGAUACCCUCUUCCAACCUAGCCAGCGGGGCGGGAGGGGACGUGGCCAGGUGGGCCUGCAACAAUCCAGUUGUGCUUUUCUGCCGGGAGGGGCCACCAGAGCCUGUGGCAACAGCGGCCAAACGACCUAAAUCAGAAGCCGGAGAUACUAGCCUCUAA
Molecule: messenger RNA, 1488 nt
Organism: Orycteropus afer afer
Lineage: Eukaryota; Metazoa; Chordata; Mammalia; Tubulidentata; Orycteropodidae
Gene: GPR135
Product: G protein-coupled receptor 135
Exons: 1
Coding region: 1-1488 (495 amino acids)
Biological process (GO): G protein-coupled receptor signaling pathway
Cellular component (GO): membrane
Molecular function (GO): G protein-coupled receptor activity
Source: RefSeq, a predicted model, not a curated record